GAGAGCGCACUUAUUCGUCUUCUUUUUUUUUUGGAGAGCGCUUCACUCAAACCAUCCCCAUGCCCGCCCACCUGUCACGGUCCAUGCUAUCCGGGAUCCUUGGGACGAGCUUACCUCCCUUUGAAGUUGGUUAAUAAUGCUUAAGGUUAGGUAAGGAUUAUGGUUAAGGUUAGAGUAAGAGUAGGGUUUAAGGUUAGGAUUUAGGGUAUGGACGUCCCAAGGCUCCCAGAUAGCACUAGCAUACCUGGCAUUGCUACGCGGAAGUAAGUGGAUGAAUGCACUCCGGAAUUCAAGGGAAUAUAAACGUAAAAAGUAUGCGGGCUGUGUCUGCGCUAGUGUUCCUGGCCGUGGGUGUGAUGGUGGUGUUGAUGUACCAGGCGGUCCGCCAGGAGCUGACUCUGCAGGGUCUUAAAGCCCGCGCUCUGGAGAGCUCCUCUCAGGUCAAGCAGAAGGAGAACGACAUCGUCCAGGUCAAGAUGAAGAUCCAGAAGCUGAAUGGUGAGCUGGAGCCCAUCAACACCCAGAGAGAGGAGCUGACUAAGAAGAAGGAGCAGUCUGCUAAAGCCACAGGCGAGGCGGACAAGAGUCUAAAGACCUGUCAUACAGAGAAGGCCGAUGCGGAGAAAAAGAAGACUGACGCGUCGGCGGCCCUUCAGAAAGUUAAAGAUGAUCAAGAAGCACAGAAGAAGAAAGCUCAGGAGGAGAUCCAGGCGUUGAAACAGCAGAUUCUGGAGCGGGACAAGGCACUGUGUGCCUUUGUGGACCAGACCAAUGAGGAAGGACGGAAGCUGUGUGGAAUCACAGAGGCCCCAAAAUGAAGACUUGGACUAGACUAUCAGCCUCCAUCCCUCCCUCCCUCCCUCAUGCUUGCCGUGAUGCACACACACCCAUACACAUCAUCGUUGUGCAGCUCAUAACAUUCCCCACCUACAACCACCUUCACUUCACUGUACCUCUCAAUACUCAGGAAAAUAAAAAACAAGAAGGGUUUGGAAAACCCAGUCUGAAUGUCAUGUCUUCAUUACAUACAGUACACUGUUAGUUUGUGUAUGCAGGUAAGGAAGGGAGACAUUACAUUUUUUAAUUAGUGAGUUUCAUCCUAUGGUACAGGACAUUAAUGUAGGAAUGACUGAAAGAGGUUAGGGCUAAUUCCCUCAGAGAUGGAGCAAGGUGUCUCUGAGGUGACUUCUGAAUGUUGCAAAGGUUCUAGAGAAGAGUUCUAAAGAAGUGUGAAGGUGCAUGCCCAUCUGGUUCAAUUGUCUAUUAAAUAUUUAUUAUGCAUAGAUGUAUGAUUGACCUUUAUAGUGCAUCAAUGUAUGAAUUACCUUUAUAGUGCAUAGAUCUAUGAUUGACCUUUAUAGUGCAUAGAUCUAUGAUUGACCUUUAUAUUGCAUAGAUCUAUGAUUGACCUUUAUAGUGCAUAGAUCUAUGAUUGACCUUUAUAGUGCAUAGAUCUAUGAUUGACCUUUAUAGUGCAUAGAUCUAUGAUUGACCUUUAUAGUGCAUAGAUCUAUGAUUGACCUUUAUAGUGCAUAGAUCUAUGAUUGACCUUUAUAGUGCAUAGAUCUAUGAUUGACCUUUAUAGUGCAUAGAUCUAUGAUUGACCUUUAUAGUGCAUAGAUCUAUGAUUGACCUUUAUAGUGCAUAGAUCUAUGAUUGACCUUCAUAGUGCAUAGAUCUAUGAUUGACCUUCAUAGUGCAUAGAUCUAUGAUUGACCUUUAUAGUGCAUAGAUCUAUGAUUGACCUUCAUAGUGCAUAGAUCUAUGAUUGACCUUUAUAGUGCAUAGAUCUAUGAUUGACCUUUAUAGUGCAUAGAUCUAUGAUUGACCUUUAUAGUGCAUAGAUCUAUGAUUGACCUUCAUAGUGCAUAGAUCUAUGAUUGACCUUUAUAGUGCAUCGAUGUAUGAAUGACCUUUAUAGUGCAUAGAUGUAUGAAUGACCUUUAUAGUGCAUAGAUGUAUGAAUGACCUUUAUAGUGCAUAGAUGUAUGAUUUACCUAUAUAGUGCAUAGAUCUAUGAUUGACCUUUAUAGUGCAUCGAUGUAUGAAUGACCUUUAUAGUGCAUAGAUGUAUGAAUGACCUUUAUAGUGCAUAGAUGUAUGAAUGACCUUUAUAGUGCAUAGAUGUAUGAAUGACCUUUAUAGUGCAUAGAUGUAUGAUUUACCUAUAUAGUGCAUAGAUCUAUGAUUGACCUUUAUAGUGCAUCGAUGUAUGAAUGACCUUUAUAGUGCAUAGAUGUAUGAAUGACCUUUAUAGUGCAUAGAUGUAUGAUUGACCUAUAUAGUGCAUAGAUGUAUGAUUGACCUUUAUUGCAUUUGGGUGUGGUGUGCGUUAAUCAGAGUAGAACAUUGCCCUGUGUGGGUGUGGGUAAUGGGAAAAUUUCAGAUGAAUAAAGUGAAUAUUCAGUUAACAGUAAUUAACACAAUGAUUAGCAUAUGUAUAUGUUUUCCCUUUCUAUAAUACACAUGAUUUCCAAUGUUCUAUUUGUGAGACUCACUUUUGUAUGGGUUAAUGGUCACUAGACCUGAGCUACUGAAGGUACAAGGACCGAGAACACACAUUAUUAUUGUAUUGAUGACAUUAUGAACACUGAGUGAUUCUGUAGCAGACGGCAAAGUCACUGUCUUUGUAUUGACUCCAAGCCUCUCUGGCUGAUAUUUUAGAGAACAUUUGGUACUGUCUGAUUAGAAUAUGAAGGUUCUGUCUCCAAAAGCCCCGUUGGACAUUUUCUAUGCUUCUGUUCUGGAGGUGUCUCCCUGAAUGAUUGUAUUAAACUGGAUGGAUUUGAUUGA
Oncorhynchus mykiss (rainbow trout) is the source of this 2793-nucleotide messenger RNA. RefSeq lists its product as uncharacterized. The record is from RefSeq and is a predicted model, not a curated record. NCBI's taxonomy places the organism in Eukaryota, Metazoa, Chordata, Actinopteri, Salmoniformes, Salmonidae.